AUGGCCUCUUCCGACCCUCGAGCAUGCCAAGGCCAACGGCGAGCCCUAGAGGACAGGCAGAGGGAAGGCGCGCGCGUCAUCAUUGAGCAGCGCUGCGACAACCACUUCCAGCCCGAUGGGUGCGACGGCCCCGACGUCGACGAGCCCGCGCUCGGAGAUGGCGGGUACCUUCCUUUUGAGGUUGGGUGUCCUGCCUUCACCCAUGAGCUGCGGCAAGCUGCAGGUGGAAGAGAUGUGAAGGUGUUCACCAACUACUUCUCUUUAGCACUCAAGUCAAAUGAGAAGAAGAACAAGCAGUGCAACAAGAAAUGCAAGGAUAAGUUAGUGUUGAAAGUGGAGAGAUCGGGCACGCCUAGUGCCGACAAGUGGGCUAAAUCCGAAGCCCCCGUCAAGGAAGCUGGCAAGUGCGCUGACUGUCUGGAGGCUGCAGCUGCCAAGAAAGCUGGGAAAGUCGCGGCAGAGGCUGCUGAAUUCACGGUGCCCACCAGGGACAACAAAGGAAAGAAGAAGGAUAGUAGGGACGCCGACAAGGAAUCCGGGAAGCGUACCUCCAUGGAGUGUGCCUCACCUAUUGAUGACGUCUCGGGGCAUUCCAAUAGCAAGAGGACCAAGGCUGUUGCACCCCAUGUGAAAAAGCCACCACCUACCUCCUCCCUCUCUGCCUCCCGCCCCUUCCUCCCACCCCCAUCCCCAUCCCCCUUCACCUUCCCCCACCACCUCGACCUCCUCGACCUCUACCUCCCCACUGACCCCUUCUUCGUCCCGCCCCUCAUACCCUCCCCGCAUGCCUUCCUCCUGCACGACUUCACCGACCGUGUCGCCGUGCUCGAGCUCGCAGCCCGCGCGGCCGCCCCGCAGCCGGCGCGCCGCAAGUACACCUACGCGGCCAUGGAGCCCGGCGGCCGGAAGGUCAAGUGGACGGCGGAGGAGAAGUCGCGCGGCAGGGGCCGGGCGCUCAAGUGGGAGGCGGAGCUCGCCUCCCCCAACGACGACGGAUUCGACCGCAAGUGGAGGUGGGAGGCCAAGUCCAAGGGUGGCGCCGGAGGCAAGACAAGGAGCAAGUGGGGCACCGAGAUCAAGGGCAAAGGCUCGCUCGAGCCAUGGUCGCAUGCCUACACCUGGGAGGAGGACUUCACCGCCUCCGACGACGACGAGGAUGAGCUGGAGGUCGAGGAGCGCAGGCCGGAGAAGCCCAAGAAGAUCAAGGCCGCCGCCAAGGACAAGGAGGAUGACAAGAAGAAGAAGAAGCCGGCAAGGACGUGCAUCCAGAUCGAGGAGAUCCCCGAGGAAAACACCGCCGGCUACGACGCCAUCCGCAAGGCCUUUGCCAUGGGGAACGUCAAGGGGAAGGCCAAGGAGCUGUCGCCGCAGGAUGCCGCGCUGCUCAUCCAGAUGAACUACAGGGCGCACCUCACCCACCGCUCCCAGGUGGUCAGCUGCCUGCGCGAUCUCGCCCUCGCCAAGGCCAUGCUCAAGGAGCUCCGGUCCCUCUUCUACAACCUCUCCUACAGGCGCCGCCUCUCGCACGACCACGAGGAGCACCAGAGGUUCUCCGAGAAGAUCAUUGUCUUGCUCCUCACUGUCGACGCACUCGAGGAUUUCCGGCGAUGCGCUUUCAGUGGGAGGAGACGUUCCCAUCGACGACGAGGCGCCUACGGUGACUUCGUAAAUUUCAAGAUGAUAUGCCGGCUCAGUCUCUCCAUGUGCGAGAAGAACGGCCAGACCCCUCCGCCGAUGCCAGUCAUUGCUCCGGAGGGCAUGAUACCCUUUCUUGCUCUUGCGCUCUUGCUUCCGAAAUCUCUAGAUCCGCCUCAUUAUUCCUCCUCCAGCGAGUGA
Messenger RNA from Triticum aestivum (bread wheat), 1836 nucleotides. RefSeq lists its product as uncharacterized. The coding region runs from base 1 to 1836 and encodes 611 amino acids. Gene Ontology annotation, biological process: protein folding. Lineage: Eukaryota; Viridiplantae; Streptophyta; Magnoliopsida; Poales; Poaceae. Gene Ontology annotation, cellular component: plasmodesma. The record is from RefSeq and is a predicted model, not a curated record. The transcript is spliced from 9 exons.